AUGAAUGUCAAUCACAAGUUUAAGACUGAUGUAUGCAACAAGCAAAUAUGGCUUGCAGCUUACGCAUGGAACAAGACGGAAUGUGAUAGGCAUUUUGAGGUGCUGAAACAGAUGGACCCUGCCAUUGCUACAUACGUCGAGCAAAUAGGGUUUGAAAAGUGGGCUCGUCCUUAUUGUCCAGGCGAUCGGUACAACAUAAUGACAAGCAACGCUGCCGAAAGCUUCAACAAGGUGACAGAAGAAUUCAGAAAAUAUCCAGUAACUAUUUUGGUUGACUUCAUCAGGUUCACACUUCAAAAUUGGUUUGCUUCUCGUCUCGAAAAGGCUAGUAAGUGCGCUACUCCUUUGGCUACUACUUUUGAAAAUGAUUUAAAGGAUCAACACAAAGAUGGUAUGUUCAGGAGUGUCCUUCGUAAUGGUGCCCAAUUGUUCAACGUUGGUACGAGUCCUCAAGGUGAGAGAGGUGGUGAUGUGAACUUAGUGGAGAGAACAUGCACUUGCGGACUUUUCCAAAUGCUGAAAAUCCCUUGUCCACAUGCAUGUGCCGCAACAGUUAGUCAGAAUGUGAGCGUGUACACACUUUGCUCUCCAUAUUACACUAAAGAAACGUGGAAGAAAACCUACGAUGCCACAAUUAAUAUUGUUGGCGAGGAGGAUGAGUGGGUACUACCGGAACAUAUCAAGAACAUAAGAAUCGGGGUACCAGUGGAGAAAAAACCGGUAGGUCGGCCUAGGAAGAGCAAUGCGGGUAGAAGACCGACGAAGCUGUCGACCGUCUAG
Molecule: messenger RNA, 780 nt
Organism: Cannabis sativa
Lineage: Eukaryota; Viridiplantae; Streptophyta; Magnoliopsida; Rosales; Cannabaceae
Exons: 1
Coding region: 1-780 (259 amino acids)
Molecular function (GO): zinc ion binding
Source: RefSeq, a predicted model, not a curated record